AUGGAAAACGGCGGGCAGACCGAACACACCAUUGAUCUGCCCAACACUGGGAAUCAUUUAGGUGAAGGCAGCAAGGAUGGGUUUGGCAUGGUUACUGACAGCACUAGGCAAGAUUCAGUUAAUGGAUUGUCCAGCAGGUCUUUAUUAUCCAGUAGCCCUGAACCUGAACCUGAACCCAUCCCUGUUGAUUUUGAGCUCCUGUGGAGACUGCGGAAGUAUUUAGUACUGCUUGGAGUCUUAGCAGUUACUGUGACAUACAAUGCUGGAUUAACACCACCAGGGGGAUCUUGGACACUAAACACGGAUGGCCAUGAUGCUGGUGACCCUGUCCUGCAUGUUGGCUACUCUCUAAGAUAUGAGGUAUUCUUUUACUGCAACACAACAGCCUUUGCUGCAUCUCUUGUCUUAGUCAUCUUGCUUCUAAGUAAGAGUGUGACGAAGCGGAAUAUAUGGCUCCGUUCAAUGCAAUUGACCAUGCUGCUGGACUUAUUUAGCCUGCUGGGGGCCUUUGCUGCUGGAAGCUGCAGGGCACCUAAGUCAUCCAUUUACAUCUGGAUUCUAGUCUUUGCUGUUUUUGUGUAUGUUGUGAUUCAUACCCUAGUAUCCAGAAGGGUUAUUCCAAAAUCAUUGAGAAAGAAGCUGCAAACAAUGAUGGAUGAAAUUCGAUCCAGACGCGGUGGCAGUGUCAGUUCCACACAAGCAAGCAGCAAUCCAGAGGAAGAUGUUGAGGAGGACCGUAAGUUCAUAUUGAUGCUUGCAACUUUUGCUGCUACUAUCACAUACCAAGCCGGAUUGAAUCCACCUGGAGGCUUUUGGGCUGAAAAUCCUUCUUAUGAGCAUCCUCCAGCUACCUCUAUUCUCCGCAGUAACUACCUUCACCGGUAUAAUAUUUUUAUUUGCUGCAAUGCGACUUCUUUUGUGGCAUCUUUGGUCACAAUCAUUCUUCUUCUGAGCCCAGAAUUGAGUAGCCAUGGAAUAAGGUCCAAAGCUGUGAUUGUGUGUGUCGUAUUUGACCUAUUUGGUCUGAUUGGGGCCUAUGCUGCAGGGUGCUGUAGGAGUGUAAGGACAUCUUUCUUUGUUGUGUUCAUUACUGUCAUAGUAUGGGUCUGCUUUGCGGUGUUAGCUGCGGCAUUUGUUUACAAACCUGUAGCAGACUGGCUGCAAAAGAUCAAAGAUCAUAAGUGCUUCAAAAAACUUGGUCGGCUCUUUUCACUGGAAUCAGGAAAUUCAGAGCAAGAUCAUUCUCAUGCAACUGGUCAGCAUACUACAGACCUUGCAACAGUUACGCCAGAAGAAGGCAGUGCUUCUGACACAGAAAACCGAGUUCAAAACAGCAAACAGGAUGGAAUCCUUAGGGAGCAUCAGCAUGCAGACAGCCAGAAAAUUGCAAAUAAUGAGGAGGCUGAGCCCAGCUCAGAGCAACCAUCGGUCAAUGACCCGCAACCAGGAAAUACCACAAAUAUUGUGUUCAACCCAGAGGGUCAGUGUAUAGACUGCCAAUCAGUUGCAAAUGAUGCAGUCUCUGACACAGGACAUCCUUCAAUCAAAUGCCACCAAGCUACAAAUACUGUGAAUCAAGUGCCUAGCACUGAUAAUCAUUCCGCAGACAAUCAGCAAGAUGCAAGUAAGAAGGAACAGCUGUCUCCAAAUAAUGGCCCAAAGACUGCAAAUAUUGUUGACUAUAUGCCCAAGAAGCAAGUUGCAGAUACGAAAGGUCAAUCUUCAUCAACUGAUGAAUGCAAGGAUGCAGUUAUUUUAGUGGAUGAUUCGUCUGAACAAACAACGUCAGAUAAUCACUGCAAUGGAGCCACCAACGAUCACCAAGUACAGCAAGUGCAUUCUGAUGGGCCUAUGAGAACCAGUGAGAUUGAGAUGGUUGGAAGUAAUAACAUUGUUGUGCCUUAUGAAAAUGGCAAUGUUGACAAGAAAGGAGGUCCCACUGAAGAUAGCAGCAAAAAGAAUUCUGAUGACGGACCAACUUCGGAACCUCUGAAGAAGUCCCGCACAUACCUACUUCUUCUUGCCAUUCUGGCAGUUUCUCUGACAUAUCAAUCAGGUUUGAAUCCGCCAGGUGGCUUCUGGUCAAGAACAGAGAAUGGUCAUUCAGCUGGUGAUCCCAUCCUUGAGGACAAUCACCAUCCCCGUUAUAUUGCAUUCUUCUAUCUGAAUGCAGUCGCGUUUGUUGCAUCCUUUGUCAUGAUCAUUAUGCUCCUGAACAAGAGGAUAAGCGAGAAGGCUACAAAACGAUUUGCUCUACAGAUAGCAAUGAUAGUGGACCUUCUUGCCCUAAUGGGGGCUUAUGUUAUGGGAAGCUCCAGGGAGGCAAGGAGCUCCAUGUACAUCUCAUUGUUGGUGGGCCUUGUACUUGCUUAUGUUGGCAUUCAUCUUUUGAUAGCACAUGUAAUCCCUGAAGGGUGGAAAAAAGUGGUGGCUGAAAAGCUAAAGCUCUUCUCGUGCAAACAUUUGUGGCCCAAAUUGCAUCAGGAUGGCGAAAACCAGAAUGGGGAUGUUGACGGGAAGGAGUGGGAGCGGAGGCGUAAUCUGCUAUUGAUUCUUGCUGUUCUAGCUGCAACUGUCACAUACCAAGCUGGUAUAAACCCUCCAGGAAGUGUAUGGUCAGAUGACAAGAAGGUCAGUGGCACACCAGGCAGUCCAAUCCUUCAGCACAAUCAUUCAAAACGCUAUGAUGUGUUCUACUACUCAAAUUCAGUUACAUUCGUGUCAUCUGUAGUUAUCACGAUACUACUUGUGAACAAGGAAUCAUGUGAGCGUGGCAUCAAGUGCUAUGCACUGCGAGUAUGUCUGGUGGUGGGCUUGGUUGGCCUCUUGAUUGCCUAUGCUGCAGGAAGCUGCAGGAAAGCAAAAGAAUCUAAGUAUCUCAUCAUCAUCGCUGUUGCAGUUCUGGCCUUCCUUGUGAUUCAAGUCCUUAUACUCUCUUCGACACAUGGUACAGUAUGGGGGCCGUUGAGCAAAUUCUUGGAAGACUCUCUGAAACGGCUUCUUCGUCCAAAAGAGUCCAGGCAAGAAACUGUUUCUGAGCGGCAAGAAAGUUCGGAUCAGAAUGAGAAAGAAAAGAGAAAGAGGCAUAAAUAUCUGAUGCUCCUUGCAGUUUUAGCAGCCUCCAUCACAUACCAAGCUGGUCUGAACCCGCCUGGUGGUUUCUGGUCUGAUGAUUCCAACCAUGUUGCAGGAAAUCCAGUCCUUCAUGAUAUUCAUCCCUGGCGCUACAGAGCAUUCUUCAUCUUCAAUGGUAUCUCCUUCAUGACAUCUAUUGUCGUGAUAAUGUUUCUGUUGAAAAAGGCUGUGAGGAGGAAUGGUGUUCUACUGGAGGUAUUGCAUUUGAUCAUGAUACUGGAUCUGCUAGCUCUUAUGACAGCUUUUGCUGCGGGAAGCUGCCGAAAAUUAAGGACUUCAAUGUAUGUCUAUGGGCUAGUAAUUGCGGUUGCAGUAUACCUCGUGGUUGCAAUUGGUGUAGCGAGCGGCAUUGCGAAGUGUCUGAGACCAAGGCAAAGAAAUGGGCAUUCCCUCGAAGGCAAUCCUGAAAGUGCUUCCACAACAAACCCGCCGAUAGCUGCACAACAAGUUUGA
Molecule: messenger RNA, 3588 nt
Organism: Triticum turgidum subsp. durum (durum wheat)
Lineage: Eukaryota; Viridiplantae; Streptophyta; Magnoliopsida; Poales; Poaceae
Source: the annotation of a GenBank genome assembly